Messenger RNA from Onthophagus taurus, 1611 nucleotides. RefSeq lists its product as uncharacterized. The record is from RefSeq and is a predicted model, not a curated record. Lineage: Eukaryota; Metazoa; Arthropoda; Insecta; Coleoptera; Scarabaeidae.
CCUGGCGCAGGUUUCCCCCUAAACGUACAAGUUGGUAGUUGAUUUUUAGUACUUCCUAUGUGGUAAAAUUUACUAAACAAACAACUCAUUAGAUUUGUGAUGACAACCAUAAAGAUAAUUACAAAAAGUGAAUGUAAACUGAAAAAACGUUAAUAAUCUGAAAAUUAAACCAAAAAAGUAUGUAAACGAUGGAAGAUAGCGGUAUUGAUAGUGGUGAUCAUAACGGUGAUAAUUCAACGAAUCAGAAUGGAGAACGAUUUCACGGAAGUGAUACAUCAAGUGCUGAUAGUGCGAGAUCUCCAAUCAGACCUCCACCUGUUCCCAGUACACGACAACUGCAACGUAGAUUAGAAAGCAGAAUAGAACACGCCAAAAGAUUACAUCAAGAAUAUCAUGCAACGCCCGGAUUAAUUCCUAUUCAAAGAUUACCGAUUCCGGGGGCGAAAGAUCAUCAACCUUUAGUGCAAUGGGAUACUGAUGAUAGUGAAGAAGACAUUGUAAAUUUCUUUCCUUUAUCUCGAAAAGAAUCAAGGGUCCACCAUGAAUUGACAGACACUUUUAGCAUAGAAGAAAUGAGCAUAUCCGGUGAUGAAGAUGACGAGGAGGACCUCCAUUUGGUACCACCUCAGACCAUCUAUAGAAAAUUGACUUGUUGUCCGUUUUCGAAAUGCGUUAUUCUUUAAGAGGAAGAGGUGGAUUCAAAUUAUUUAAAAAAAGAUCAUCUAAAUUUCCGAUUAGAUCUUACUAAUUUAAAUUUUUCGUGCUAAUUGUCUUCCUAAUUUCAAAAAGAAAUAUGUUAAUUUAUUAUAACGUAACGGAACAACGUCAUAUUAUGUUUGGUCAAUUAAAUUUCAAAAAGGCCCGUAUUUUUUCAUAUCAAAAUAUUCUCCAUUUUUCUGGAAAAUACCUCAGUGAGAUUCGGCACAGUUAGAUACAGAUUUUAAUACAGAUUUUCCAAUUUUAACUAUUAAAAAUAUUUUAUAAAUAAAUAUAUAAACUACAAAUUAUGCCAAAUUUAUGAUCAUAAUGAUAGGAUUUAUGAUAGAGUGAACGCUUUUAGGUGGCGAAUAUUGUAUUAAAAUAAACUGAAUGCUGUAUGUAUAUUUGCAAGGGCGUUUAAAAAUAUAUAACUGAUUUUCCAACAGGGACAGAUUGUUAGUUUGGAGGCAUUGGGAUAAAAAUAUUCGGGUGUUACGUAAUUAAUAAAACUUUCUUUAAGUGACAUUUUAAAAUUAUACAAGAAAUGAAGGGAAGAUGAUUUUCUGAGAAGGUACAUGAUAGUCUGAUAGUAUGGACGAAAAUUUCAGAUUGCUACUUGAACACAUCAGUUAGUUACGAAUUUUUGAACGUCAUGGAAUGUUAUCGUUUUUCCAAUCAUUUCUGAUAAAGUUAACAAAUUCAUGAAAUAUGAGUUAUUUGAGACACUUUUUGUUCAAUGAACAUUGAGAUAAUGACAAAACAUAAUAUAUCUGAUUGUAAACUUAACUUACCAUCAGCAUUUGCCCGAUUUAAAUCACUUAAUUUAAAACACGAUUUUAAUCAAUGAUAAUUUUCUUUAUUUAAAAAUUAGCAAACCAGGCAACUAAAAACUAAGACAAACAAAAACAAUAU